UUCAGUUGUUAUGCGUGUGAUUCCUGAAUGGCUCAUUUUCCUAUGCGAUUCUCUGCUCCCUCUGACACAGCAGUACUUUUUCCAGCUCUUAGAUGCUCUGUUUCUGUGAGCUCAGAGUCUGAGCAACUUCUGACCGCACUUUCUCUGUUGCAGAAAACAAUAGUGUCAGUGGAGCUGCUGUGUUCAAAGUGCAGGCUCAAGGUUAUGAAGUUGGUGGCCACCAUUGAAGGCAUUACUUCUAUUGUCCUUGACCCGUCCAAGAACACUGUGACAGUGAUUGGUGAAGCUGAUCCUGCAAAGAUCAUAAAGAAAGUGAGGAAGUUCAGGAAGUCUGCACACUUUGUGAGCAUCGGCCCUCCAAAAGAAGACAAGAAAGAUGAAAAGAAGGAUGUGGUGAUUCCUCAGACACCCAAGACUUGUCAAAGAUGUGAUAUUUGGUAUGUUGUUGCAGAAGAUGGCUUCUACAACUACUGUUCCAUACUGUAAGUAGGUGCCAUUUUCAUCAUCGUUCGGGGGGCAAUUAGUAUAGGAGCAAAUGUUUUGUCGGGGAAAGCAUGGCAAGCGUUGUGUUUAUUGCUUGCGUGUCACCUGGGUCUUGCUUCCACAUUGGACAUGAUAUAACAUGGAGACUACCGUGUAUCUAUCCAACGCUGAUUAUUCUUCCAGAACACAUUUGAGAGUGUUUGGUUCAUUUC
Messenger RNA from Eucalyptus grandis, 695 nucleotides. Its product is annotated as heavy metal-associated isoprenylated plant protein 2. The transcript has a single exon. The record is from RefSeq and is a predicted model, not a curated record. Lineage: Eukaryota; Viridiplantae; Streptophyta; Magnoliopsida; Myrtales; Myrtaceae. Gene Ontology annotation, molecular function: metal ion binding. Bases 28 to 486 code for a protein of 152 amino acids.